Triplophysa rosa is the source of this 2353-nucleotide messenger RNA. It is a transcript of the gene cfap97, whose product is annotated as cilia and flagella associated protein 97. The transcript is spliced from 5 exons. Gene Ontology annotation, biological process: spermatogenesis. The record is from RefSeq and is a predicted model, not a curated record. NCBI's taxonomy places the organism in Eukaryota, Metazoa, Chordata, Actinopteri, Cypriniformes, Nemacheilidae. The coding region runs from base 235 to 1665 and encodes 476 amino acids.
GAAGAGCCCACACUGCAGGGAGUUGCUGGGCCACUGCAAGUGUGCGGUUUUUUGCUCGCAUCUUAACAUUGUAGUUAUUAGCAACUCUACUAUUACAAUGGCACUUGGGGAUUUAAAGUAAAGCAAAGAGUAGUUUUGUUUAAGUUUUGUUUCAGAGACUUUACAUGGCAGUGUCGCGGUUCCGCGUGUUUUUGGUGUGCUUCUGAGCUUCCACGUUGUGAAGACACUACAGACAUGUACAGUCCAAAAGAACCGGAGGGAGAAGUGGACCACUCUUUCUUUGACACUGACUGUGAGGCUAAUGGUACUGAGGAUGGUCAACUCAAUAAACAGGAGGCCUCACAAGGACCCGAUGAAAGAAAAAAUAAAGAGACAAAUGUUUUGAUGGAUCAGAUAGGGUCUGAAGUUCAGAGUGGUAGACAUGAAAGACCAAAAGCAAGUCUGGAGAAUGGUUUACACCAGGCACACAAUGAAAAUAAAGAUUGUGACAAUGGACUUAUGAAAGAGGGACAAAACAGUAAUGCACUUUUCAUGGGAUCUUCGCCAAUCCCAAGUGCCAAAAGCUCAGAGACUGGUGACAACAGCCAAUCAGAUGAAGGAUCAAGUGUGCAGUCAUACUCAUCUGAUGAGGACCGUGAGCUGGAUGAUGAGAACAGUGCAGAUUUUAAGCUCAGGAAAAACAGCAAUGGUGAUUUCAAUAGUGAUGACGACGGAUACCAUCGAAGUGAUGAUGAAAGCGAGGAGGAAGAGUCACAAUCAGCAAAACAAAGGCGGUCCUCACACGGAACACCUAAAAAAUGUGCUGGUAAAUUUCGUAAACAGAGCCGUUCCUCAUCAUCGGAUACUGAGUCUUCCCACAGCGGAGAGGAGAGAAGCUCAUUUUGCUCUCAGAAAUCUCCUGUGAAACAUUACAGGGUUGCUUCAGCUUACCAGAGAGAGAUGGCUAAAGAAUCAGCAGAAUCUGAGGAUACGGUCACUGAUGUCACCCCUCUCUCAACACCAAAUGUUAGCCCUGCCCAGUCUAUUGAUAUGGUUCUGCAUUCUGGACAUUUGGCAGUAGAUGCUCAAAAGACAGUUGUGAAUGAAGAGGUUUCAGAUGACCAGGGCAGUAUAAGUUCUGAGGGUGAGGAUGAACCAGCACUUUUAAAAAUAGAGAAGCAAUUGGAAAGGGGGCUUGUCUCCAGCCCUAGUAGUGUUGGCAGCAGUCGUAAAAACUAUUCUUUUACUAAUGAGGAAGUUCGGAAGAUUGACCGGGAGAACCAGCGGUUGUUACGUGAACUGUCCGGUUCAUCGGCAUGCUCGCGCAGUGGCAGCUCUACGUUCUCAUCCACCUGUAGUCGAAAGAACAAUGCACCACCCAUGCGGCUUUACCACAGCGCUGUGAACAGGCAGAAAGAGCAAGAGCGCAUUCAUAAGGAGAACCUGGCAUUCCUGAGGCGUCUCGAAUCUGUAAAGGCCACUCCUGGCUUAACCAGAGAUGAACAACUUGCUGAUCACCAACGCCAGUGUCGAUACCUUGGGACGCACGGUCCAGCUAUUCCUCCACUCACAACGAAAUCCAGCAAGACAUCUGGGAGGAGUACUAGACCCUGCAGUAGUCCUCACAAAGAUAGACCAGGGACUGCUAAACUCAACAGAGCAACACCACGACCUGCCUGGUCCUGAUCUUUAGAUUUGUCUUCUCUUUUACAUCUGUUUCUUUUGUCCGGGUUACGUUCUGUGUUUCUUGUUUAAUUUGACCCAGUUUCCUUUGUUCUCAUUUUCUCUCUACUCAUUUGUUUCCAAAGUUAUUGUAUGUAGUUGUCACCUGUUCUCAUUCUGUUAAUCAUCUGUCUAUUUAAGCCCCCAGUUUUUGUCAGUUCCUUGUCUGGUAUUGUUUGUAUGUUUCAGUUGUUGUGUCAUAGCUUCUCCUGAGCAUUCCCAUUGGAUUUAUUAUUAAAGACUGUUAGUUUGUUGACAUCUCCUGCACAGCUUGUGACAUAUAUUUACAGUUUGUUCAAAUCUGUACUUGGAUGAAUGCUUUAAACCUUAUAUUCUAUCCUGUAUGUUUGGAGUCUAUUCUGCCAUAUUUGUCAUAUGAUCUACAGAGCUUGACAUUUAAAGUUGUUUAUCGUUCUAAAGUAUGUGGGUUAUAAUGGAUCAAUAUAACAUUGUUGUAGCAUUCCAUUUCUUAAAGACUUUCAGAGUAAAUCGGUGCUUAUAUUUGUGCAGCUCAGCUAAAAGCCUUUAUAUAUGUUUAAGAUGUGUGUUAUGUAAUGUUUUUAGUUGCCAUUGUCAGAAAAAUCAAUUGUGAUCUAUUAGUAAAAUAUUGUAAAUUUUGUAAUCUAAUGCUAAAUAAAUACUAUAUAUGUUA